ACCCAGCCUAGCGAGCGAUAAAAGGAGGCCGGGGGCGGCCGCAAACCCGCUCAGAGCGCGCCAGGAGGAAAUGCCGAGGGCGCAGCGCCGGGGCUGGGCGCUCAGCACCCACUGACCGACUCCUCGCACCCGCAGCACCCUUGGGUGCCGGGGUGAAGGGGUCCCCCGUGCCGUGCCCGUGCCAUGCGGGCGCUCGGCCUCGUCCUGGCGGCUCUGUGCGCGGUCACAGCCCAGCGGCGGGUGCUGGAUGGGGGCGGCCGGCGGCGUUUCCACCGCGUGCAGCACGGGCACUGCAGCUACACCUUCGUGCUGCCCGAGGCUGACCCCGCUCCCUGCCCUCCCAGCGUCGCCCCCGGCCCCUCCAACGCGCUCCUGCAGCGGGACUCGCCGGCCGGCACCGCGCACGCCGCCCGCGGGGCCGCCCAGCGCCUGCAGCACCUCGAGAGGAUCCUGGAGAACAGCACCCAGUGGCUGCUGAAGCUGGAGAGCUACAUCCAGAGCAGCGUGAAGCCGGAGAUGGCGCAGCUGCAGCAGACGGCGGUGCAGAACCAGACGGCCACCAUGCUGGAGAUCGGCAGCUCCCUCCUCAACCAGAGCGCCGAGCAGACCCGAAAACUCACCGACGUGGAGGCCCAGGUGCUGAACCAGACGUCGCGCAUCGAGAUGCAGCUGCUGGAGAGCUCGCUGUCCACCAACAAGCUGGAGAAGCAGCUGCUGGUGCAGACCAACGAGAUCCACAAGCUGCAGAGCAGGAACAACAUCCUGGAGGUGCGGGUGCUGGAGAUGGAGGCGAAGCACCAGGCGGAGCUGGCGGGGCUGCGCUCGGAGAAGGAGAGGCUGCAGGUCGUGGUGAGCCGGCAGAGCGGCACCAUCGAGGACCUGGAGAAGUCGCUGCUGGCGGCCAGCGCCAACUCCAGCCUGCUCCAGAGGCAGCAGCUGCAGCUCCUGGAGGCGGUGCAGGGCUUGGUGCGCCUGGUGGCGCAGGGCAGAGCCUCGCUGCCCGGGGAGGAGCAGCUCUUCCAGGACUGCGCCGAGCUGCGCCGGGCCGGCUUCCACACCAGCGGGGUCUACACCCUGCACAUCGCCAACCUCAGCGAGCCCAAAAAGGUUUUUUGUGACAUGGAGACGGACGGCGGGGGCUGGACAGUCAUCCAGCUCCGUGCCAACGGCAGCCUCAGCUUCCAGAGGAGCUGGAGGGAGUACAAGCAGGGUUUUGGGGACGCGGCGGGCGAGCACUGGCUGGGCAACGAAGCCGUGCACUUGCUGACGAGCCGGGCGCCCUACGCCCUGCGCGUGGAGCUGCGGGACUGGGAGGGCAGCCAGGUCUAUGCCCACUACGGGAAGUUCCAGCUGGGCAGCGAGAGGCAGCUCUACAGGCUCUCGCUGCAGGACUACAGCGGCACGGCCGGGCAGCAGAGCGGCUUGGCCCUGCAGGGCACCAACUUCAGCACCCGCGACGCCGACAACGACAACUGCCUCUGCAAAUGCGCCCAGAUGCUGUCGGGAGGCUGGUGGUUCGACGCCUGCGGGCUCUCCAACCUGAACGGGAUCUACUACCCGGCCCGGCACAACAUCCGCAAGCUCAACGGCAUCCGCUGGCACUAUUUCCAGGGCCCCAGCUACUCGCUGAAGGGCACCCGCAUGCUGAUACGGCCCGCGGGCUUCUAGCGCGCUGCCGGACCCCGUGCCGGCCCCAAACCCGUGCCAGACCCCGAUGGAACUGAGCCGCCCGGCAAGGGAGCUGCAGGGAAGCUUUUCCCCCAGUUAUUAUUCCUCACUCUUGUUCCUCUCGCCCCCUGGGAGCCCGUGCGGAGCGGCAGCGGGGCCGCGAGGGAGGCGCUCGCCGUGCCGAGGAGCUCGGGGCUGCGGGACCCAUGGGGGCUCUGCUCAAUCUGAGCUUUGGUGUGCGUAACCCAUCCCUUCCCAGCCCAAAUUCUCACCGUCCCCCCAUGUCAGUGGGGUUUCUGGCUGCCCCCACCACAUCGAGCAGGGACGGGGGUCUGGGAGCCCCGGCACCUCCUGCGCGCUCAGCCCGGAGGGGCGGACAGCCCGGGCUCUGCCUUUUCUCCCUCUUUUAGGGCAUUGCAUUUUGCUUUUUUGCCACCGUUUUGCUUUCCCCGCGGGUUCAGCAGAGCCGGCGUGCGAGUGCCCCGGGAGCUCGAGGCACUGGUGGCAUCUCUGUGCCAAGGGACAUGGCUGUCCCCUGCGUGUCCCCUCCCGCGUGUGCCAUCCCCGUGCCAGCCGUGCACGCUGGGCGCUGCUCCUCGCGGGAUGGGGCUGGUGGGAAGGGACAGGGGCGUCCCUCGAGGCACAGGGGACCUGGGUCUGGUUCUGGGGGCUGGGGGGGUGCUGGUGGGGGGCAGCAGCCAGGGAGGGGUGGGAUGGGGCUGGGGGUGGCACAUGGAGAGAGGGGCUGGGGGGUAGCAGAAGGGGGCUGGAGGCUGGGGGUGGCUCGGGGCUGGGGCAGGGGUCAGAGGGAGGGGAAAGGGGGGUGCUGGCAGGGCCGAGCCCCCCCCCGUGCUGCCAGCUCCAGCCCCUGUGGUUGUGUGCACGUGGCAAACCCAAAUUUGGAGACGGGUUUGGAGGCGGCUUGGAAAGCGCGGGGCGAAACGCAGCCGGGUCUCCAUCCGCUGAGAGGAGCCCCCGCGCCCUGGAGCUUGGCACGGAGACGCUUUUAUUUUUGUACGAAGAGAUAUUUAUUGUCCCAGAGCUGCGCCGGGCAGCACUUGUGUCCCCCCCCCCCAGCACCAGCCCUGCCCAGGAGCGAGGCGUCCCCGGACCCGUGGUGUGUGCGGGGGGGUGUCCGUGCUGCCCCUGGUUCAGCAAUUUGGGCAGGAGCAGGAGCAGGAGCGAGCAGUCGGUGGGGUGUCCCCUGAGCUAAAUUUACUGGGGUAUUUUUUAAAUUACCCCAGAAAAAAAAAAAAUUAAAAAUUAAAUUUAUUGGGGUCACCGCUGGGGACAGCGCGGUGCUGCCUCGGCCCCUUGUGCACCGCACGUACGGACUCCACAUAAAGGGAGCUUUCGGCAGCCUCCUCGUGACGCCUGGGUCAUUUGGGGAGGAACGAGACCCCAAAUGUGCCCCCAGCCCCAUCACACCCAGCUGGGGAAGGGGCUGCUCCUCCCGGCCCCAUUCGUCCCCCUCGUGCCCUGCUGAGGCCGGGCAGCUCGGUGCAUGGAUGAGGCUGGGUGCUGCGGGCUCAGAGCCCAGCCUGGUGCCCAAAUUGGUGCCCAGCCCCAGCCCCCUCGGCCCUACAGCUCGGGGACCACCCCACAGCAUCAUCUGUAGGGGACAGGGGUGACACCGGUGCCCCCAGAGCCCUGGGGACCAGCGGUGGUGGCAGCUGCAGAGCAGGGACCCCCCUGACCCCCCUCCCUGACCCCACUGCCCCCGCAGCACCCAGCCCGCAGGCAACCCCCCACCCCCCCGGGCCUGCCCCCAACCCCGCUAUCAAGGCCUUCGCUAAUUAACGCUGAUUAAAACAGGCGGUGCAGCUGCCACUUCCCACAAGGUGCUCAUCAGUGGGGCCGUGCGUGAUAAUUAAAAAAUGGAGAAUGCAAAUGGGGCCGCCCGGAGGCUCUGCGGGCUGCAAGCAUCCUGGCUGCAAGCCCUGCACCCCCCCUGUGCUCCCCCCAUGCCCCCCUGUGCCCCCCUGUGCCCCUUCCCAAACCUUGGUGCUGCCAUUCCCUUGCUCUCCCCCUGAGGCAUCAUCCAUGGGGUUGGGGGGCAAUUCCCCGAGAUGUGGGAUGUGGGACACGGGAAUAGGCAGAGUGGGGGCCACGGAGACCCCCCCCCCCGUUAUUACUCCCCGCUAUAAAUACCCGGUGGGCUCAGCUGCGGCUCCGCUCCGAAACCGGAGCCGGCGGGGAGGCAGCUGCCAGGGAAAGUGAUCGGGAGCGUGGGGAGCGUGGGGCAGGGCUGGCCCCCUGUCCCCCUGUCCCCCAGGGCAGCGGGGGGCUGGGGCUGUCCCUCUGUCCCCCACAGGGACACACGGACCAUGGAGGGGGCACCCCUGGGGGGCCACGCGUCGCCUCGCCAUGGCUGUGCCAGGGGGUGCUCGGCCCCGCUCCCCAGCACAGGGUCAGCCGGGGGGGGCUUCUCCGUGGUAAAUUUAGCUCGAGGGACACGCCGGGCUGAGGAAUUCGGCAGCACAGCCGGAUUCAGCCUGGAACGGGGACGUGGAUCCCGCAGAGCUUCCCCUGGGGGGGUGGCAGCCCUGUGUCCGGCUCCCUGGGGAGCCCCCAGCACCCCACAAACCAUCAUUAUUCCAGGAUACCUCAGGUGCGCGCUGCCUCCCCUCCCCAGCUGGCUGCCCUGACUCACCGGCCACAUCCUGUCCCCAAAUCCCUGCGUGGCCAGCACGGCCCUGGGUGGGGUUCCCCCAAACCUGCCCGGCCUCUUUUGGGGGAGCCGAGCGGGUUCUGUGUGUGGGGUGGGGGCUCUGGGCACCCUGCAGGGAGAGGGGUUGGGCUGGGAGCUGCUGCAGCCCCGCCGCCACGUGCUGUGCGCGGCACAAAUCCCUGCUUCCUGCGAGCAUCCCGCAGCCCUCCCGCGCCCCCCGUGCCCCAAGUGGGGGCUCCCUGGGUGCCCUUGGAGCCCCCUUCCCCAGCAGCACGGCACCGGGACCCCCUCCUGCCUCUCCUUCCCGCGAGGAACCCGGGGCUGCAGGAGCCCGCAGCCGCGCGAGGCUGCCCGGGGAGAACACGCGGGGCGCUUUCAUCUUCAAAGCUCUCCCUGCGCCGCCUUUCAUCCCCUCGCCUCCCCGGUGCCUGGGAGGUCUCCGCUAUCUCCUCCUCAUCUCGCAACCCCGGAGCAGCGAGGACACGGCCAAGCUCCGAGGCGUUUCGCUGCAGAGGGCGCGAAGGCAGCGCCCGGCAGGGCUGCGCGCUUGGCGCGGCGCUGGCUGCGGUGCCGAGGGGAAUCCCGCGGCCGGGCUCUGCCGGGACCUGCCAGACCCAAAUACCACCCCGCCGCACCCUCCGGGCCCCGCGCUGGCACGGCACGGCACGGCACGGCACGGCACGCACACUGCCUGGCACCCCUUGGCUUGGCACCACCAGGGCCAGAGGCAGCGCGCCUCGUGCUGGUGACUCCAGGAGAGGUUUGCAGGGAAGGGGCACGUUGUGACCCUCUUCUCCCCGGUCCCCAGCGCUCUGGGGAUGCCCAAACGCAUGAAUUCCUCCAGCACCAAGGCCCAGCCCUUCUCCUGGCCCCUUUCUGCCCGGGUAAUUCCCCGGCCAGGCCCUUAGGCAGCAGCAGGGCUGUCCUUCCCCACCACAUCCAGAGACAGCCACACACGCGGCAUCCAAAGCUGAGAAAUUUAAUAAAACCUUCUCCGUUGUUA
This is a messenger RNA of Anas platyrhynchos (mallard), 5342 nucleotides long. It is a transcript of the gene ANGPT4, whose product is annotated as angiopoietin 4. The record is from RefSeq and is a predicted model, not a curated record. NCBI's taxonomy places the organism in Eukaryota, Metazoa, Chordata, Aves, Anseriformes, Anatidae. Gene Ontology annotation, biological process: blood coagulation.